GUUUGCGUUGUCCUGCCGGGCCCGGUUGUCUUCGGUCGAGCUAGCUCACCAGGCCGUCCAGAGAUGGUCUCGCGUGGUUGUUUAGGGCCCACCCCCGGGACUCACAUUCCUCAUUUAUCCGGCAACUUGGUUUUCCUCUUCCUUGGACGUCUUCAGUGCGUUGCCCUAGCCGCUACGGCACUCACUGGUCUGUUGGUGUCCGGCAACCACUUCAGCCCGAAACCCAAGAUCCAGGUGCAGUGGCUGUCUCAGUGGGCUGGGCUCCCGUCCUGUAACCAGGAAAGGAGGAUGCCGACAACAGGGAGGUCGGAAGCCGAAAAGCUCGCGUGGUCUGUCGACUGCCACCCUCCCAUCCCGGGUGGAUCGUCUCGCGACAGAUUCAUGCAUUUAUUGGGUUCGAGUGCGUCGGCCCUAACCAGAUGCGUAGAAGCGCUGUCUCUUAGAACACCCCAAUCUUGCCUGGUACGGACUGUCUGAGUUAUUUUUCUUGGAGUAAUGGCCUGGCAUGCGCAGUUUGGGUUUGGAUCAUGAGAGCCAGGCCAUGUGUGAAAUCUGCAACCCCAGGCGAAUGCAACCUCCCCCGGGGAAAUUGACGCGGGGCCCCCUUUUAUAAGAGACAGCUCCCCACCCUCGUGCUUUCCCUUCCUCUUUUCUCUUCGUUGGAUUUGUUUCGGCCUUUGAGAGAUAGUGAACGGGCAUUGCGGUCGUACUUGGUGGAAGUUCU
Molecule: messenger RNA, 724 nt
Organism: Aspergillus candidus
Lineage: Eukaryota; Fungi; Ascomycota; Eurotiomycetes; Eurotiales; Aspergillaceae
Exons: 1
Coding region: 64-477 (137 amino acids)
Source: RefSeq, a predicted model, not a curated record